AUGGGUCAUCUGGUUGUAAAGCCGCAAGGAGCGACGUCGACGGUGGUAGGAUGCGAGCUAGCUGUUGUGGAACAGAAUAGAAGCGGAAAGGAGAGGGGCGAUUGCAAUGUCAUCCUCGUCUUCACCGGUGACAAGAGCACCGGUGGUCCAAGCAACAACAAGGGAGAAGGCGGCGGCAACGGAACAGAAGUAAAAGAAAAAGGAGCUAAUGCAGCGGGGAAAGUAGGCUACGCCUCCACCAGAACAGGACAACAGCGGCUACAAGCUUUGCUCUUUCGACUUCUCACUGCCACGACGUUGACUUGUUGGUCUCUGCUUAUGUCGGCAGCAAUAGUGGUGGUAUCGACUCAGUGGUUACGCCCUCGAUGGUGGAGGUAG
This is a messenger RNA of Lactuca saligna, 378 nucleotides long. Lineage: Eukaryota; Viridiplantae; Streptophyta; Magnoliopsida; Asterales; Asteraceae. The record is from the annotation of a GenBank genome assembly.